UGUCUCAUAUUUAGGAAUGAAGGGAGUAGUACAAAUCAUCAAAUUCCAAUUUCGUGCUGGGCACUGAAUUUGAUUUUCCUUUUAGGAAGGGUCACAUAAUUUGAAUGAGUAGUGCGUGACCGCCAAGUACCAUCUACUGGCCUUUCCGUGGCACCCAAGUUUUCGUUGGCCCAUCCACAGCCAUCCGUUCCCCUGAACUGCCUACGAUCAACGGCCCACACUUACAACCCAUCUUCCUCCCAGAAACCUCCAGAACACACGAGCUCACGACCACCAUCAGGAACCUUCCCGAACGGCCUCCCAACCGUCAUCGUCCACCUCCACCGUCCACGCCCUCUAUAUAUGCCUCCGCACCCAAAAUCUCGGCGGCACGAGAAGAGAGAAAGAGAGAGAGGCGAGGAGAAAAUAAAAUCUACAGGAGAAACAGGGGAGAGGUAGAGAGAACAGAAGCGAAGGGAGCAAUGCCGACGGGUCGGAUGAGCGGCAACAUCACGCAGGACUGGGAGCCGGUGGUCCUGCGGCGGGCGAAGACCAAGGCGGCCGACCUCAAGUCCGCCAAGGCGGUGAACCAGGCGCUGCGGACGGGCGCGCCGGUGGAGACCGUGCGGAAGGCGGCGGCGGGGACGAACAAGAAGGCCUCCGCCGCGGCCGUGGCGGCGCCCGCGAGGAAGCUGGACGAGAUGACGGAGCCGGCGGGGCUGGAGCGCGUGGGCGGCGACGUGCGCGCCGCCAUCCAGAAGGCUCGCGUGGCCAAAGGGUGGAGCCAGGCGGAGCUGGCCAAGCGCGUCAACGAGCGCGCGCAGGUGGUGCAGGAGUACGAGAGCGGCAAGGCCGUCCCCGUCCAGGCCGUGCUCGCCAAGAUGGAGCGCGCGCUCGAGGUCAAGCUGCGGGGCAAGGCGGUUGGGGCUCCCGCGCCCGCCGGAACAAAGUGAUGGGUUCUUGGAGACUGCUUAAUUUGACUUGUGAAUUUGUGAUGAAUGGUAGCCGGAUCUGUAAAUCCCGGAUUGCUCUGGUAGGUUGGGUUGUAAAAGUCGUGCAAAUUGAUAUCUAAGAGCAUCUCCAACAGGCGUCAAAAA
Hordeum vulgare subsp. vulgare (domesticated barley) is the source of this 1076-nucleotide messenger RNA. RefSeq names its product multiprotein-bridging factor 1c. Gene Ontology annotation, cellular component: nucleus. Bases 462 to 932 code for a protein of 156 amino acids. The transcript has a single exon. Gene Ontology annotation, molecular function: DNA binding. NCBI's taxonomy places the organism in Eukaryota, Viridiplantae, Streptophyta, Magnoliopsida, Poales, Poaceae. The record is from RefSeq and is a predicted model, not a curated record.